Saprolegnia parasitica CBS 223.65 is the source of this 1374-nucleotide messenger RNA. Its product is annotated as SLOB protein kinase. The coding region runs from base 64 to 1344 and encodes 426 amino acids. NCBI's taxonomy places the organism in Eukaryota, Oomycota, Saprolegniomycetes, Saprolegniales, Saprolegniaceae. The transcript has 3 exons. Gene Ontology annotation, biological process: protein phosphorylation. Gene Ontology annotation, molecular function: ATP binding; protein kinase activity. The record is from RefSeq and is a predicted model, not a curated record.
GUUCCAGAAAGCGCACUUUAGUAGGACAUCGAGCAACUCGGGCAGCAUCCCGUAUCUUGAAGCAUGGGGCAGGCGGCAUCGACGCCAGCCGCGCCGGCGCAGGCAGCGACCAAGGCAGAGCCACCAGCUGACAUGGGUGCGCCCAUCGAGGACAUGUCCUUGUCGAGCGCGAUCUUGUUUGCGCGCAAAUUCACGCAGCGCCAUCCGCUCUUUGCGUGGCGCCCAGACGAGCACGUCCUGCGCCGCAUCGGGUCGCGGGCGCUCAAGCACUCGUUCCUUGUCGACUGUACCGACCUCUCGGGCGCCGCCAAUGCGAGCGUGCUUCUGUCGCUCGUGCCCACGCAGGCGAGUCUCUUGUGCCACCAAUCUUCCGGGCUCACGACGUACAAGCUCAAGUCGCUCCUUGUCGCGCUCAAGCACCCGUACCUUCUGCCGACCCUCGACGUGCAUUACGCCAACGAGAAAGGGUCGUCUGUUGAGGUCAUGCAGCGCCCGGGCAUUCUGGUCGCACAGCCGUUUGUGUCGACGGGAAGCCUCAAGGAUCUCUUGUUCCAGCGCGCCGAUCCGCGUAAAGCGUACGACGAAAAGUACGCGCCGCAGCACACGGGCGCCGGGCUGCCACGGCCGCAAGUUGCGCGCUACGGCCGACAGAUUCUGCUUGGCCUCGAUGCGCUGCGGCAAAAAGGCAUUCUCUGCGAGCACUUGAAGCUCUCCAAUAUUAUCCUUGACAAUGGCGUCGCACGCAUUGCCGACAUCUACAACACCGUGCUGGGCCUCGAGCGCGACGCGACGUGGCGGGCGUGGACCGUGCCGCUCGAAGGCGCCGUCGAUGUCGAUUUGCUCCUCUUUGGCCACUGCCUCUAUGAGAUGGCGUGCGGCCAAGAGCUUGCGGCUGUCGUGCCAGCAGAAGGCGACUUGGUCGAGCUCCCGAUCGAGACUGCCGAUGUGCUUCGAGUCAUUUUUUACGGCGGUGGCCCCGAGGUAUCGGCAGAGACGUUGCUGCAAUUGCCGCUGUUUGCUUUGAUUGGCCCCAACGACACGCCGUUGCCGCCGCUCCGCUUGGACAGCCACAUGAAGACCCUUCUAAAAGCCAGCAUGCGCAUCAACCAGGCGCGGCGCCAUGCGUAUCGAGUCCAGUACGAAGAUACGAUUGCGCUCGAAGAGGCUCGGCGGAGUGCGGAAGCCAGCCACGACGAGAAGCGCAAGGGCCAUCAGCAGCGCACGCGAGCGCUGGUCGCAAGCAAGUCGAUGCGUCGAUCGCGGUACCGCGCCAGCAGCGUGUCCAUCAAGUACGCCCGCACAAGCUUUGACGAUGGCAACGAAGCAUCGUCGGUUGCUCCGUAACAAAGUGCUCAAGUGUCGUGAUGAUGUUGC